GGCUUCCCGAGCAGGCAGCGCGGAGGACGCCUCAGUACGGUGGCCGGCGGCGGGGAGGCAAGAUGGCGGCGGCGGUGGUGGCGGCGGCGGGCAGGGCCUGUGCGGGCGGCGCCGUGCGGGCGGCGUGGCGAGGGUUUGCUUCUGUGCCAGUGAAAGGGAGUUGCUGUUCCUAUUCCAGCCUGGCAUGGGCUCUCCAGGUGCAAUGUUCCAUCUCUGCCCCCCGGAAUGUCAUGGUACAGCAAUGCAGACAAAGCAGUUUCUUCAAUAUGUUGACAGCUGAUGAGCUCUGGAAAGGAGCUUUGGCAGAGACUGGUGUGGGAGUAAAGAAAGCAAGAGGGAAGAGAAGGAAGAAGAAGCUAAGAAAGAAUCUCAAUAGAGGCCAGGAGAUCGGAGAAGGACGUUCUGGUUUCCUCUGGCCUGGCCUUAAUGCUCCUAUAAUACAAAGUGGGAUGGUACAGACAGUUUCCCAACGAAAAAAAGAAGAACGAGAGAGAAUUCAGUCUGAAAUUCUUCAGCAGAGAGACACAUGGGAGAAGAGAAGAAAAAUAAAAGUUAAGAGAGAGGGAGGAUGGAGUGGAAAGUGUUGGGGAGGUGUCAUCCUGGAUCCUCCUGACCCAGGUCCUAACGGAGAAACUUACGAAGAUUUUGAAACAAGAGUCAUUGAGGUGAAAAAUGUGUUCUGUAUGAAGGCAAAGGAAGGCAGAAAAAAAUCAAUACGUGCCUUAGUGGCUAUUGGAAAUGGUAAAGGGGCUGCAGGUUUUGCAUUGGGGAAAGCAGGUGACAGAAUGAAUGCUUUACGAAAAGCAAAGAACAAAGCAAUACGCAGCUUACAUUAUAUAGAGCAGUAUCAGAACCACACAAUUUACCAUGACAUUACUGUGAAAUUUAAAAGAACAACCAUCCGCAUGAAGAAGCAAAACAAAGGUUAUGGUCUUCGUUGCCACCGAGCUAUUAUCACCAUCUGCAAACUAAUUGGCAUUAAAGACAUGUAUGCUAAGGUUACUGGAUCCAAAAACUUGAUUAACAUUACCAGAGCUCUCUUCAAAGGACUGACACAACAGGAAACUCACCAACAGUUAGCAAACGAGAAGAACCUCUAUGUUGUGGAGUUCCGGGAGGAGCAGGGCCCACUGCCCAUCGUUGUAGCACUGCCUGAGGGGACCGUCCGUGAGGAUCCUGAGCCCGAAGAUGAUGUUCCAGACACUAAGUUGGAGUGGAGCGAGGUGAAAGAAGCUCAGGGAAUGAAGAAAUCACCCUGGACAAAUGUCAGGCAGAGAGUAUGGUGAAAGAUACAGUACAUCUUUCCUUGCUGCUCAGAGAUGCAGCUGUAAAAGUCCAGCCUCAGUGGGUGGGUUGUCUAAGCUUACAUUUCAGAGGAGGGCACCAGUAGGUCUCGUGCCAUUCGUGCUGCUGAUCCCAUUCAGUUACACCGUUUGCUUUCCCACAACUCUUCCCACCACUGUCCAGCUAAGGACAUUCGGGAGGAAACAGCCAGUGGACAUGACUUUUACUUCAAGCAUGCAUUUACUUGAUUCCUGAAGAUGAUGCGUCAUGAAUAGGUCCUGGAGUUCCAUUCACUUUGGGAAACUACUGAUUGUGGAAGCAAUAAAGAAUCCUCAGAAUGA
Anas platyrhynchos (mallard) is the source of this 1625-nucleotide messenger RNA. It is a transcript of the gene MRPS5, whose product is annotated as mitochondrial ribosomal protein S5. Lineage: Eukaryota; Metazoa; Chordata; Aves; Anseriformes; Anatidae. The record is from RefSeq and is a predicted model, not a curated record. Gene Ontology annotation, cellular component: ribosome. Gene Ontology annotation, biological process: translation. Gene Ontology annotation, molecular function: RNA binding; structural constituent of ribosome.